Molecule: messenger RNA, 1273 nt
Organism: Galendromus occidentalis (western predatory mite)
Lineage: Eukaryota; Metazoa; Arthropoda; Arachnida; Mesostigmata; Phytoseiidae
Product: L-aminoadipate-semialdehyde dehydrogenase-phosphopantetheinyl transferase
Exons: 1
Coding region: 155-1036 (293 amino acids)
Cellular component (GO): cytosol
Molecular function (GO): magnesium ion binding; holo-[acyl-carrier-protein] synthase activity
Source: RefSeq, a predicted model, not a curated record
AGCUCCUGUUGUCUCCUGUUGCCGUCGCAGGAGAAAAAGGAGCCGCUUGUCGUUGUCCUCCCCGGUGAUCACGAACCGUAGUCGUAGUUGCCGGCUGCUGCUAGAGCGGCGGCGGCGGCGGGGAAUCCCUUUGGACAUGUGACAAGCGUCAGACAUGUGCAUGACGGAUCGAUCAAUGUGUACUAGCGCUCCGGCUUUACGACUGAUCGCGUUCAACUCUGCGCGAUGGAUCCCGACACGUGAAGAAUGGAUCCUAGCGAACAGGUUGAUUCAGCGUAGCGAAGCCGAAAGGAUCUCGAGGUUCGCUUUCAAGAAAGACGCGAAGGCCUCGAUGAUGGGACGUUUGCUGCUGCGGAAACUCCUCGCCGAUUUCAGGAUUUCCAAUUCAUGCGACGAUCUCGAACGGAACUCCGAUGAACGACCUAUCCUGAAACGCCCGACCCGGGGAUUCGACUUCAACGUAUCUCACCAGGGGAACUUCAGCGUCGCGGUCGCUGGAUUUUGCGGGAAACUCGGCGUCGACAUCAUGCAGAUGCAGUACACAGGUGGUCGCACGAUCCCGGAGUUCUUUCGACUGAUGAGCAGACAAUUCACCGAGGACGAAUGGGUCUACAUCAGGCGACCGUCUGACGAGAAGGACCAAGUGGCGAAUUUCUAUCGAAUGUGGACGCUCAAGGAAAGUUAUGUGAAAGCCAUCGGCGUCGGACUCGCAAUGGACCUUCAGAGAAUCAACUUCAGCGUCUGUGAACAAUUGCGUCUGGGCGAGCAGUUACGCUCCACCACGGUGAAGGUAGACGGAACCGCUCGGCCGGAGUGGACAUUCCACGAAAUUUUGGUCGAUGACGAACAUUGCCUUGCCGUCGCAGUAUUCGGUCAGGACGACAAAAGCGUCGGCCGUUGUGAGCAGAUCGACUCAUUUGGUCAAGUGGUUUCCAAUUUACAACCCAGAACCGAAACCUGCUCUGACGUCGAUGAUCGCCUCGUGGACGAGCUGUGGUCCCAAUUCAAGGAAAGAGCGGAGAAACCCUGUCUCUGAAUUCGAGCCCUUAGGGAUUCGCAAGUCGAGGUUCCUGAGUGCCGAAAGUUUCCACGUUGAAAGAAAUAAGCGUCCGGUUCGGAGCGCGCUCUCCGAACCACCUCGCGAACUUGUACAAAGGGUAGGGUGGCAAGCAGAUAUACUUACAUAUGAUUUGAGCCAAAGAGCGCGAAGCGUCUCCUCUCGACCCAUGUCGACGAGAGGAGCAAUGCAAUGAUUAAUAAAUGGAAGUGUGAG